Messenger RNA from Aedes albopictus (Asian tiger mosquito), 6301 nucleotides. Its product is annotated as inactive rhomboid protein 1. The record is from RefSeq and is a predicted model, not a curated record. Gene Ontology annotation, biological process: regulation of protein secretion; regulation of epidermal growth factor receptor signaling pathway. Bases 1054 to 5604 code for a protein of 1516 amino acids. NCBI's taxonomy places the organism in Eukaryota, Metazoa, Arthropoda, Insecta, Diptera, Culicidae. Gene Ontology annotation, molecular function: serine-type endopeptidase activity. The transcript has 7 exons. Gene Ontology annotation, cellular component: endoplasmic reticulum membrane.
UCAGCUAUGUGACGUUGAAAGUUUUAUUUUCCACCAUUCGAAAAAACGACCGUCACGAACAGGGAAAUUUUGAUCCGAAAUUAAAGAAUUUUAUAUCGAAAAAUUCGUCAACUCUGCUAGGUACACUUCAUCAUAAGUUAACAGUGCACUGCUUGAGCAUAAAAAGUGAACUCCAAUCGAUCCAGUAUGGUGUGAAAAAGUGACGAAAACGACGGCAGUCAAUCGCCCCUCGAACGCGAUACUGCAAAGGAAUCCCUUUAGCAAGUUUUUCCGUUUUUCACCUUCCGCCGCACCGCCCUUCUCUCCCCGUCCCUUCCCAUCGUGGUCUCGCUCUCGCGUUCAAGCUCGCCCAGAGGGUUCUUUCUUCCUCGGAAAAUCUUGCUCGCAGUGGGGCAGAGUCCUUCCCGACCUACCAGCAUACAAAUCGCUCGGGACGGGAGGAAAAUCGACGUCGUCGUCGUCGUUGUCGUCGUCGCCGCGGCAAGGAGAACGUCAUGGAGGACGAAGAACGGUUUUACGGAUUUUCCCUGUGCUCAGCAUAAAAUUGCGAAAAUUUCAGUAGUGCAGACAUGGAAACUUGGAAGUGCUAGAAAAAAAGUGUAAAGGGGGGCGAAAAUUGACGAGUUCGUAAUGGUGGAAAAUUUUAGCCUGGUGUCGUAAAUGAAGGAAAGGAUUGAUGCGUCCAGAGGACAACGAAAUGUUGAGUUAACAGCAGUAAUGGUAGUGUCAAGGAAAAUUCUUUAGGAUCGUUCUUUGCCUACAAGAACGACGUGUAUGCUUAAGGUGAAAAAGGUGGCAAGAGAGAAAAAGUGAAAAUUGCUCGAUAGUGAAGAGCGAGGGAUUUAAUAAUUAUCAAAAUAUUUUUUUCGCCACUAAUCGAUAUUUCUAAUCUUCGUCGACAUUGUUAUUGUUGUUGAUGCUUUGAGCAACGCUGGUCUUCGUUUCGGAACAUAAGUAGAAGGUGUAAGUGCCAGAGGAUAUCCGUGCAAAACAGAAGAAUAUGUGGGCGUUAAAAGUGAGGCAGCGAGUUUCGUUUCUCUAGACAAUAAGGAUAUGUCUUCUAUGGGGGACUGCUCGGAAUAUAGCAAUCCUCACCACCAUUCACAACAGCAGUCACACCAUCGACAUGGACACACUCAGCAACAACCGCAACAACAGCCGCAGCAGCAGCAGCAACAACAGCAUCAUCAUCAGCAGCAACAUCAUCAGGCCAAGCUAUCAGCUGCGUUAUCAUCCAACGCACUAUCACAUCACCAGGCCUCGGGACCGAUUCUACAAUCGGCCACCGGACCACCGAGUUCGAGUGCCACGCUUACCCGUGGCAGUCGUCGAUCGUCCUAUGGGCCCAGUCACUAUCAGCAACAGCUGGUGCAGCAAACCGUAAAUUUUCACGAUGGAUUGAGUUUGGGCGAUAACAUUUCCGUGGGCAGCGGCAGUAUUAUUAGCAACCAUUCCGGGCAACGAUACAUGCCUGACCUCCAGUACGGGACGCUUAGUAACCGGAUUAUCCAUCACAAUGAGCGGUACGUCAUUGACGAUAGCAGCUGUUUGCAGCCACCCUCUCCGGCUCCAAGCAACGAUCACUAUGUCAUGGGGAUGCCAUCGCCGUCGCCAACCACGGCCGCACAUCACUAUCCCGAUCGGCAUUUCACGCUUCAGGCGAGGACAAUGAGCCCAUCCAAAAAUAGAUAUCGUCACAGCCUGACUGAGAGCUAUCGCGACAUGUCACCUCAAUGCGAUCGGUAUAUUCCUCCACCAGCACAUUUUCUCAACACUACGAAUCCCCUCGCAGCUGCAGAUAGCUAUGGAUAUCUCAACUCUAACGUGCACACUCCGGUCAAACGCUACGUACCAACCCCUCCACCUCAAGAACCGACCUACCAGCCCCAAACCCAAUUGAUGACAGCACUACUCACUCAAACAGCUGUCAACGCUUCACAACAUAGAAACAAUCAUCUCACAAGUACCUUGCCGUACCGUUUCCGCGUGAAAUCGUGUCCCAACGAGCAAACCAUUUCGCCACCCCAGGGCUUCGAUACAUCCGAUCACUACGCCACGCCACCACGUGUUCGUCCCCAAAAAUGUCCGUCUUCCCUGACACCCAGCUGCUCAGCUUCUGGUUCCACCCUGUCCUCCCAAGCUGUGAACUCAGGACGUCAGUCCCGCCAGAGCACAGAAUACCUGAUAGCACGUACUCCCAGCACCGACUUUCUAGAUCAACCAUCAUGUCGUGUUGCCACUCCAGUAAGUGUAAUGAGCGAACCAAAUGGCAGUGCAUCAUGUUUGCAUUGUAACACACUACGUCGAGCCACUGGUGUUCAUCAGACCACACAAACCAGCGGUCCCAUAAGCCCACAGCCGUUGUCCAUUUCAUCAGCCACCGAAUCAACAGGUCGUCAAUCACCGAUGAGUCCAGCUUCCGUAUCAUCACCCAUCACUACAGUUCAAUCAUCGAAUAGUUUACAUCAGUCGCAGCACAAUCAUCACCAACCACAAACGCAGCAACAGCAGCAGCAACAACAGCACCACAUGCAGCAAGUUGCAUCCAACAUUAUGACCACAACGCAAUCACAACCGCAGAUAUCUUUAGAGAACUACAAUAGUAUGGAGCACAGAGAUAUUUCAACUAUUCCUCGAUAUCACGCCAAACAGCAACAGCAGAUGCCAUCACAACAACCGUCAGCACACUCAUCAGAACAGAGCAUCAUGACCAACAGUAACAGUCGUUCAAUACUAAUACAGUAUCAACAGCAGAAUGUUAUAUCACAGCCACCACCACAACAGCAACAAAUGCAACCACCGCCAGCAGUACAAUCCGUACCACCGCAGCAAAUGAUCCCACAACAGCCACCUCAAGUACAGCAACAGCCAUCGCAACCGUCGCAACCACAACCAAUGCCAGCACCUGUGGCACAAGCAUCACUUCCGGGGCCAUCAAUGCAGCCCCACUCGCCACCAAUGAGUGAUUCGCCGGCGUCCACAUUACAGCGUAAUGCUCAACAACAGAUAUUACGUCCAAUUGGGCCAAAUAUGUCACGCAAACAGCGUAUCAAGGAAUACAUGAAACACGAAACGGCCAAGUUCUUCGGUGUGGAUAAUCUCAAUGAAGAGUACGAAAGGCACAAAUGGGACGACCGUCAAAAGCGUUUCGCUAUCCGACGCUUUGGUCAGCUGAAGGACGAAUACGAUUUCUCCUAUCGCAAUAAUAACGCCAAUCAGAACGCUGUCGAAGAGCAUGCCCCUCCGGUAGACAGACCCGAUGUGCUGCCAGCCCAAAGCCAAGACGAGCGGGAUACGGAACAGAACCGUCGUCAACGCGCAAAUCCACAUUACACCUACGAUAACGGGGCUGACAACUUCAUGGUCAAAGCGGAACGAAAACCGUCGGUACCGACGGUUAUCUGGAAUGGCAUUUCAUUUCUGAUUCAAAGCAUUACCAGGAAACACCUGCGCAAACAAAAGCAAUGGUCGCGUAGUUUUGCUCCGGCACACGUCGAGCUGACAAAUGAGGACAACGAACACUGCGACGGUCUGCAGCCGAUCCAGGACGAGGAGGCAUUUUUCGACACUCCAGUUCCAACUGCCGGCCCACCACCAAAUCCGGGCCAAGUCGUGGAUAAUUCGCGACAACUGUUCGUAUCAGAUGGCGACCGUGGACUGGGCGGAACGGCCGGAAGCGGCAUUAUCAACGGCUGGCGAACACGAUCCUCCGAACUGCAACUGCAAGCUCGGGAAGGCGCUAGUGGAGCACUCGGUCAACGAAUCUCUUCGCACAUUUUGGACGGAGUGCUUGACAACUCAAUGCGACCAAUAGGAAACAAAGUUAAACUACUUAGACCAGAUCUGCUCGACGAUCGUUACGAUUAUAGACCUUUCUUUACGUACUGGAUUAAUACGGUUCAAAUUUUGGUGCUGGUUGUGUCAUUGAUUUGCUACGGUUUUGGACCCGUGGGUUGGGGGAUGGAGGACAAGACUGCUCAAGUGCUUGUCACCAGUUUGAACCUUCAAGAGGUUCAUCAUAGGGAAUCACGCAAUGUAUGGAUAGGGUUGAGAAAUACGGACAUUGUACAUUUAGGAGCUAAAUACGGAGCAUGCAUGAGGCGAGACUCCAGAAUAUCAGACGUUAUAGCAAAGACCAGGAAGCACGAAAGAGAAACGGCUUGUUGUAUCCGAAACGAUGAUUCCGGCUGUGUUCAGAGCUCGCAAGCGGACUGCUCAAUGCGCGGGCUGUGGCCAACGAAAACAAUUGCCACGUGGAAGAAGUGGUCUCCUGGUGACUCGGGUCCCGGGGGUCGCAUUUCCGGUAGUGUAUGCGGGCUGGAUCCAAAAUACUGUGAUGCUCCAGCGUCAAUUGCGCCGCACGAAUGGCCAGAUGACAUCACCAAGUGGCCCAUCUGUCGCAAGAAUAAUCAAUUUACGCAACGAUUCCGCUUCAAGGAUCACACCGCGGAGCACAUGGUGUGCGAAGUGAUUGGUCAUCCGUGCUGUAUCGGCGUCUAUGGUGAAUGCCGCAUCACAACUAGGGAGUACUGCGACUUUGCCUCCGGGUAUUUCCACGAAGAGGCUUCGCUUUGUUCGCAGGUAUCCUGUCUGAACGAUGUGUGCGGGAUGUUUCCAUUCAUCGCCAAUGAAUAUCCGGAUCAGUUUUAUCGCCUCUUCACGUCGCUUUGUCUACACGCAGGCAUCAUACAUCUAGCAAUCACCGUUGCCUUUCAGCAUUUGCUGAUGUCGGAUCUAGAGCGGCUCAUUGGACCACUGCGGAUGGCGAUUCUCUACAUCGGUUCGGGGAUCGCGGGAAACCUAACCAGUGCAAUAUUUGUGCCGUAUAAGGCUGAGGUUGGUCCACUGCCAUCGUUAGCUGGUGUACUGUCAUCACUGAUGAUACAGCUCGUACUGUGUCACUGGAAGAGCUUGAAGAAACCGCACGUAGCUAUGAUCAAAUUACUAGUUAUCGGAUGUAUAUUGUUCGGGUUCGGGACACUGCCGUGGCAGGCGAACUUUACCGGCCUGAUAGCCGGUCUUAUCUUUGGUAUUGGGCUGACGCUGACUUUCGUGCCGUUCGUGAACGUGGCGAAGCAUAGUAGGAAGAGCAAGGUUAAUCUUAUUUGGACAUGCGUGAUCGUUCAGCUGAUCAUCUACGCCGUGAUGUUCAUCAUCUUCUACGUCUUUCCCUUGCUAUUUUCCUCGUUCAACUUUAUCGACGGAAAUCAACUGACGGGUCAUGGAUCUGCCCAUGGCUACCAUGACCACUACAAUCUGUACGAAAGCUUUCCUAACUACAAUCCCAUGAGUGGCAACGGCCACGUCCACAACCAUGGUAGUGGUGGCGGAAUCAUUAACAAUGGAAAUCCGUACGUCACGACGUACGACUCGAACAACAAAUACAAAUCACUACCGGGCCACAAUGGCGGUAUCUUGCACAAUCAUCACGAGUACGGUGGGGGUGGCGGGGGCGGAGGAAGUGGUGGUAUCAGCAUGUCCGGCGGUAUCAAUAGGAUUAGCAGUAGCAACAAUAAUAAAAAUAAUAAUUUGAUGAAAGGAACUUUGUGUGAGAAGGGACAAUGUGUCCAACGUCAGCCGCGUAGCGCUGACACGAAUGCAUGACGUCGAUGUUUCCUCCUGUUUACGUCGUUGGAGUUACUUUUCGUCUUGUUUGUUCUGCUGGCCCUGUACGAUGUCGAUGAUUUCCAGGUCAUUUAUCAGUUCAUCAUGUGAUACAACCCACAAAGUAGUGACAAAAUAUUCAAAUUUUAUAUCUAACUUUCCAACCACAAUGUGAUCUUAAACCGUAUCUUAGUUGAAAAUACUUAGUUCAAAGGGGGCGUGUAGAAUUCGUAUGUACACCUUAAAUCGAAAAAUCAAAAAAAAAAAUAACGAAGCGUUACAUUAUAAGACACCUAUCACCCGGUUAUGCUUACGUUCCCUAAGUCCCGGUCUUUUUCCUUAACUUUACACGAUUUUCUAAUACCUAUAGUGAAUAUUAUCAUAUACAAAACACACAAAAACAAAAAAGUUUAAAAACAAGUGAAAAGGCAUGCGAUUGCGACGAAUGUGAGAAAACGAAACCAAUUCUUAGAAUUGCCCUCAGUUAGUUCGAAUAGCUAUCCUUCUAUGAUAUUGAUUGAACAUAAAUGAUAUGAAUUUCAGAAGAGCAAAAAAAACAAGAAAGCAAACGAAGUAAACAAGUAAAGUGAAUUUUGAUUUAUAAACUAACACAAGGAAACAAAAGAAAAAAAUAACAGAAAACAAGUCAAGGAAGAAGUGUACGCAAAUUCUAAUAAAACCUCUAUUUCAAUUUAAA